This is a messenger RNA of Osmerus eperlanus (European smelt), 1531 nucleotides long. It is a transcript of the gene cenpq, whose product is annotated as centromere protein Q. Bases 229 to 1041 code for a protein of 270 amino acids. The record is from RefSeq and is a predicted model, not a curated record. Gene Ontology annotation, cellular component: nucleus. NCBI's taxonomy places the organism in Eukaryota, Metazoa, Chordata, Actinopteri, Osmeriformes, Osmeridae. The transcript has 9 exons.
AACCUUUCAAAAUUGAACUGCACUUUACCGCGAAACUGGGUCUGCUGCUACUCGCUUGCAAACAUCUCUCAAAUAAUCAGCACCACACUUGUGAAAUUGAGAAGUAUAUUGCAGUGCGAUUGAAAGAACAGGUGUGACGUGCUAGGUUUAGCGUUUAGAUACAUAACAUAACCAACGCAUAGCCUACAUUUCGGAACUUUCUGUGACCUAGAGCUUCUAGCUGAUAAAAUGAAGCCUGACCGAGGAUCUCAACGACCCCCGUCUCAGGCACCGAACAGUAAAAGCAAGGAGCCAGCUGAGAAGCGGCGUCAUCGGAAAGACCCUCUGAGGCCAGGGACCAGCAAUCAAGUAAAGCACACUAAACCACAGAAGAGGAAAGUUUCAGCACCUAAGAAGGUCAAAGGGCAGGAGAAUUGGAAGCCCAUGUCUAUAUCCUCCAUUACAGCUUUGGAAAAUAUGUUGGACUUAUCCAUACUGUCUGUUAUAGCUAGGAUAAGGACUGAGAAAGAGGAAGUACAAAAACAUCUUAACACUCUGAAAAAAAGGUUCCUUGCCAGUUGUGUGGAGCUCCCAGUUCCUGUCCAGAAACGGGGAGAGAUAGUUCAUGCCUCUCGCCAGCACCAGGAAGAGAGCAAGAAGUCCACUCAGGGCAAGAAGACGUUGGCCACACUGGAGGAGGAACUGAGAGCUGUGGUCAACACCCUGGAGCAGAUGGAGGAACAAACAGCCUCCCUGAACCACGAGUGUAAUAAACUGAGACGGCAACUGGAGGAAAACGAGGCGGCCCAGGAGGUCCUGUUGUCUCAAAAAGCAGCCCUGAAUCUCCCCCCUCUUCCCCCACGCAAAGACAGCCAACCAACCCUACAGGAGAAGCUGCUAGACCUGAUCCCCAAGGCCGACAGGGGCACCACUGCCCUGCGGCUGGGGACAGCACUCCAGAACGGCCCUAUCCAGAACACCACGGCUCUGAUGAAGCACGUACACAGACACACUGACCAUCUCCUGCCUCCUCCUUCACACCUGACCAAUAGCAAUGGCUAAUCGGGGGGCUGUGUGACCUUACCCUCUGAUAGUGGGUUUAGUCUGCCAAUUCCAAUUUCAGUUUGGAUUCAGUUGCCAAUCCAGGGCACCAAUAUUUUUGAUAAAUGAUUUUAAUUCAUUCCAAUAGUCCAUGGUAUUACAAAUGUUGAAGGUUAGACAUGUAUUUAGUUCACUUUGAUCAACUGAAUAUCUGGUAAUAUCUUGUCUCAUUCAUCCCAGUCUGUAUGUGGCUUCAAACAUGUUAACUUUCUAUUACUUAAUUUGGAAUAAGUAUUACAACAUAAAUAUUUGUUUAAUAUAUAUUUUAUACAGCUUUUAUUGAUUAAUCCAACACAUUAAUGCAAAUGGAUGGUGCAAAAGAGCAUCCGUGUUUCCAACUAAUGCAGAAAGUCGUUUUGUCCACAAUCAGUGUUCUCCAGCUCGGCAUGUGCCAAUAUCUGAACACAUUGGUUUUGUGUCACAGAAAGAAAUAAAGUGUCUAUUAUGUUGA